Molecule: messenger RNA, 2946 nt
Organism: Nylanderia fulva
Lineage: Eukaryota; Metazoa; Arthropoda; Insecta; Hymenoptera; Formicidae
Source: RefSeq, a predicted model, not a curated record
AGUAGACGGAUACUUGUCGUCGCGCACCUCAUGACGUGUCAUGGCAGCGCUCGAGAUGUGAUACGCGUUUGCGUUGUGCCUCGCGACGACGUUUCGCGUAUAUAAAUCCCUCUUGUAAACGAAGAAAAGCCGCGGUGUAUGAUGCGAUCGGACGCUUUCACGUAGGAGAGUCAUAUAUUUUGCGCAAGAAACGCGAACGCGACAGCGGAAUUGUUUUAAGAAAAGAACAACGAUUGCGUCGACGACGACGACGACGACGGCGAUGAGAACGACGACGAAGACGACGGCGACAGCGAUCCUUUACACGCUGUGUGUAUUUCACGGUGUCUCGGCAUUCUAUUUGCCCGGACUGGCGCCCGUGAAUUACUGCAAGGCCGGCGAGACUACCUCGACCUGCAAGUCUGACAUCAAAUUGUAUGUAAAUCGUCUAAAUACAGAAAAAUAUGUCAUACCAUAUGAAUAUAAUCAUUUUGACUUCUGCACGGUGGAAGAUGAACAAUCCCCAGUUGAAAACUUAGGCCAAGUUGUAUUUGGAGAACGUAUACGGCCGUCUCUAUACAAGUUGGAAUUCUUGAAAGAUGUCAAGUGUGCCAAAACUUGUAUGAAAUCAUAUGUAGGAGGUGACGAAAAGUCUGAAAAGAAGUUGCAGUUAAUAAGAAAAGGGAUAGCAGUCAAUUAUCAACAUCAUUGGAUUGUUGAUAACAUGCCAGUAACAUGGUGUUAUCAAUUGGAAGAUGAACGACAGUAUUGCAGUACUGGCUUCCCUAUGGGUUGCUAUUCCAAAGAAUCUAGAUCUCAGCUAGAUACUUGUACUAUACACGGUCCAUACAACAAACCGAAAACUUAUUAUUUGUUCAAUCAUGUGAAUCUUACUAUAACUUAUCAUAGUGGUGCUACAGAAGAAUGGGGUUCAUCUUUUAAGGAAAAUGGUGGUCGUAUCAUAUCUGCAAAGGUAGUGCCUCACAGUAUUAAGCAUACUGGUACAAUUGAUUGUGAAAGUCAAAUACCAUUAGAGAUACCAGCCAAUGAACUCCCAGCUGGACAAAAUUUUCAAGUGAUAUAUACAUAUUCUGUUAAAUUUGUGAAAAAUAACACAAUCAAAUGGUCAUCCAGAUGGGAUUACAUCUUGGAAUCGAUGCCACAUACGAAUAUUCAGUGGUUUAGUAUUCUUAAUUCACUGAUAAUCGUUCUGUUCCUCUCCGGCAUGGUGGCUAUGAUAAUGCUUCGCACACUGCACAAAGAUAUCGCACGAUAUAAUCAGAUAGAAUCAGGAGAGGAUGCACAAGAGGAAUUUGGAUGGAAAUUAGUACAUGGCGAUGUAUUUCGCCCUCCACGUAAAGGAAUGUUGCUUUCAGUUCUGCUGGGAUCUGGUGUUCAAGUAUUCUUCAUGACGUUAGUUACACUAGCAUUCGCUUGCUUGGGUUUCCUCUCACCUGCUAAUAGAGGUGCUCUAAUGACUUGUGCAAUGGUUUUAUACGUUUGUUUGGGAACCACUGCGGGAUACGCAGCCGCCCGGAUAUAUAAGAGUUUUGGCGGAGAAAAAUGGAAAUCCAACGUGUUACUUACAUCUAUGCUUAGUCCUGGAAUCGUAUUCAGCUUAUUCUUUAUAAUGAAUUUGAUAUUCUGGGUGAAUGGAAGUUCAGCUGCAGUACCUUUCAGUACUCUGAUCGCGCUUCUGGCAUUAUGGUUCGGAGUAUCAGUACCUUUAACAUUCAUCGGCGCCUAUUUUGGCUUUAAAAAGCAGGCUUUGGAACAUCCAGUACGAACAAAUCAGAUCCCUCGACAGAUACCAGAGCAAAAUUUCUACACACAACCAGUACCUGGUGUCAUAAUGGGUGGCGUUUUGCCGUUCGGUUGCAUAUUUAUACAAUUAUUCUUCAUACUUAAUUCUCUUUGGUCCAGUCAAGUGUAUUAUAUGUUCGGAUUUCUCUUUUUGGUUUUUCUUAUACUCGUCAUCACGUGUUCCGAGACGACGAUUCUACUUUGUUAUUUCCAUCUUUGCGCGGAGGACUAUCACUGGUGGUGGCGCAGUUUUCUCACAUCCGGUUUUACUGCUGUCUAUUUGUUAAUUUAUUGUAUACAUUUUUUUGUUACUAAAUUAGAUAUUGAAGGCGCCAUUUCUACGUUCUUAUAUUUCGGAUAUACGUUUAUCAUGGUUUACUUAUUCUUCCUUUUGACUGGUUCCAUUGGUUUCUUCGCCUGUUUUUGGUUUGUGCGCAAGAUUUAUAGUGUUGUGAAGGUUGAUUAAAUAAAACUGAUGGCGAGAACAAUGCCUGUUUGAUGAAUGUGGUAAAAUUAGUGUGAAACUGAUUGAAACGAGAAUGAGCGAUAGUCGAUAUUAUGUAAAUUGGCAUUAUAAAACAAAAAUCGUUGCGAUAAUAACGAGCGAAUUUAUUAUUCACGUCGUUAUUGUUGAGAUAUAUCUCAUAUUCCAAAUAUUGCCAUAAAUAUUAAAUGUAAUUUAUUUUAUUAAUACAAAAAAUACAGUUUUUUUCGAAUACACAUCGAUGUCACGUUAUCGACUAUCUGACAUUCUUCAGAAAUAUUUUCUCGACGCGUCUAACAUACAUCAUACAUAUUGAUGACGUAUGUUUCAGAUAUUCACAAAAACUAUCUAUUGUAUAAAUAUUUUAUUUUAUUUCUUUGUUUCCGAAACACUCGUGCAAUUACGUGUUUUGGGUUAAUAUCUUGUCAUUAAAUCUUCGAUGUGUUAUAUAAAAUCUGAUCAGAUUACUUAUCGUUUAUUAAUACAUUUAUCAUUACAAGGAGAUGUGAAAAACGAUUUCUUUGUAUUAAAAAUUGGUAAAAGUAUUAAUCGUGAGACACAUAAGAGAAGUCAAGUACAAUUCAAUUGAAUAAAAUGUGUUUUUCAGAUUAUAUAGAUUCACACAAGUAUAAAUGUACAAAUUGAGAACCAAUCUAAUAAUUAAAUUUUAUGUCUUUUUU